GUGUGUGUGCCACCCAGCAACCAUCUCUCAUUAUAUAGGCAAGCUGAUUUCUAGGGUGCUGGGAAGACCAGACCUAGAAUGAUUGAGUGCAUGGAAAGGUGCUUGGGAAAGGGUUGGUGCCCGGGAAGAAGACACUUCUGACGGCAUUCUUCAUGGGACAGCACCGGAGCCUCAGAAAACCAUCUCCUUUAAAUGACCUCCAUGGAUGAAUCACAUCUGAGCAUCUUAUGAUAAUCUGUUUGAUUACAGAUCUGUAUGCUCUGCUUUUCAUCCAGCUUGCUUCACAGAAGUGAUCUUAGAGGGCAGGGAUGUCUCAGAACAACACUAGCAAAGAAGCUCCCGCCGCCACCCCGGGUGAGUGUCCUGUUUGUUACGAAACAUUUCAGUCUCCAAAAGUCUCACGCCGGAUGCUGAGCUGUGGCCACACAUUUUGUCAUGACUGUUUGGUCAAGUGUCUACUGUCACAUGAAGAAGGCCCUCUACAAAAUACCCUUACAUGUCCCAUCUGUCGCUUUGUGACUUUUCUCUGUAAUAAAAGGGACUGCCUGCCUUCCAAGCCAGACCUGAGUCCGCCCUCUUUGGAGUUGCCUCUCUCACCUUCCUUAUUGCCACUCACCUGUGGAGUGCCACCCAGCUCUGCAAAUACUUUGGUGGUUCCUGGCCAUUUUCUCUUUCCACUGCACACUUAUGACAGACAUCAAUGUCUGCAGAGGUAUCCUACCAUGGACUCCGUUGUACGGCCCACUGGCCUGGAACGUGAAUCUCAUAUCUUCAUUAUUACUCAGUAUGGAAUGCCACUGAUUGAAGAGGACUAUAUUACCAUAGCUCAAGAUCACAGCACCGGAGAAGCUCCUGACUCAGAGGCGUCACAAACAUGUCCUGGAAUGGGUUGCUUCCAGUCACCUAUUAUGAUGGCUGUUUUUCUUAUCUCUGCUGUUGCUCUGUUGGGGGCUGUACUUCCUUGGCUUCUGCUUGUGAGAAAUAAUGAGUAAUAUGUUGGAUGAAUCAUUCCAUUUCCAAGAUAGGACUAUUCCAUGAUCAAAAUUGCUCAUCGCUACAUCUACAGUAUGGAAGCCCAAAUGUUUGCAGGGUCCAGAUGGAUGGGAAGUCUAUGGAGGAACUGGGAAUUGCAGAAAAUGGUAUUUGUGUUAUUCUUCCCUUGUCAGGGUUAAUAGUAUCCUUACUUUAGAGAUGCAAGGAAGAUCACCAAGAGAAAUGAUUGAUCCUUAUACUAAGAUAGCUUCCACUACUAUUGCAUCGUCUUGUUUAAUUGUAUUGGUCUCCAACUCCAUGACAUCCAGGAAGCAGGUUAAUGGCUGUGCUAGUAAUUAUGGAUAUUGUAAUCUGAUCUAUUUGGAGGUUGUUGAGAUGAUGGAGGACAUAGGAUGACAAUUAUUCACGGUCUUAGUUAUAUGGCAGAUGCUUAUCUGUCCUUCCUCUGAGUUGCUCAAAACUUUAUGAAAGUUUUCCAAUUCCCAAUGAGGUCAGAUCAGAUUAAAGAUAGAAAUAUUUCUCAAGUUUAUCCAACAACAUUCCUUGCUGUUCCAGAAUUGAAAUCUUUCCUAUCAACACUCUUUAUAUCCCAUUUGCUUUUGGAGGUCAGCUUGAACUCCUGUGCACAGGGAGGUUGUUUUCACAAACUAUUCUUGCCUACUGAAAAAUUAAUUCUGCCUUUCAUUUCAGCCUCCACUGUAAUCAGAUAAAAAAUCCUCAAAAAAAGCUUAUUGCAGAUGAGACAGUAAGGAAAAUUUUGAGUUUAUUCCACUCAAAUUCCAACUCUCCCAUCACAUAGUUCUGCAAUAUUAACUCAACAGGAUUUUUAUCCUGUAGACUAGCAAGGCCUGAAUUUCUACAAAUAUAAUUGGGCAGAAGUGAUCUUUCGAGAUGUUUCAUUAUGUUCUGGGCAUAGAAAUUGCUACUUGCUUAUUCUGUUCUCAAGGCAAAACCACAGUGCAGGUGAGGCAGAUGUGGCUAGCUGGGAUGCUGUUAAGCCAGGUCUGAGCAAGAGCCAUUUAGAUGCAUUCUAUACUGUGUUGCUAUUGAUCUCUUCUGAUGCUGUGGUAGGCUACCUACUAUUGUACUACGUGUGCAAAGUAUUAGUCAUUGUCAUAUUUUAAAGCCAAAUUUAUGUUAUUUUUUGUAACUUCUGAGUUUUGUUUUCUACUUUUGAUAAUUGUUGUUAUAACUAAGAUUAAUAAAAUAUUCCAUUUUGGCUGCAGCCUUCGCAUAUAUAUGGUCUACUUUAGUUUUCAAGAGCAGUUUUACCAAAUUGUCUUUUCUUCAUUCCAAAACUUAAUAUUGCCAAAAUCUUUCCUAACUUGCCUAGGCAAGAAUUCCUUCUUGUGAAUCUCAGUUGAAUAUACAGUCAAUAAGUGCCCCUUAUGGGCAGUGGAAAGAACAUCACAUGUAUAAUUUCCAAAGCCAGCUUUCCCCAACCAGGCAAACUCCAGACUAACUAGGAAUCCUGGGAGUUGUAGUCUUAGUAUAUCAGGAGGUACCCGA
Messenger RNA from Crotalus tigris (Tiger rattlesnake), 2502 nucleotides. RefSeq names its product ring finger protein 222 (gene RNF222). The coding region runs from base 309 to 992 and encodes 227 amino acids. Lineage: Eukaryota; Metazoa; Chordata; Lepidosauria; Squamata; Viperidae. The transcript is spliced from 2 exons. The record is from RefSeq and is a predicted model, not a curated record.